This is a messenger RNA of Acanthaster planci (crown-of-thorns starfish), 1754 nucleotides long. RefSeq names its product photoreceptor-specific nuclear receptor-like. NCBI's taxonomy places the organism in Eukaryota, Metazoa, Echinodermata, Asteroidea, Valvatida, Acanthasteridae. Gene Ontology annotation, molecular function: zinc ion binding; sequence-specific DNA binding; DNA-binding transcription factor activity. Gene Ontology annotation, biological process: regulation of DNA-templated transcription. The record is from RefSeq and is a predicted model, not a curated record.
CUGUCGGAUCCGAGCAUCUCCCCAAAAGCCCCGAAGUGAAAAAGUUUGGAUUCAGAAAGCUUAUCCUGUCCUCUCCUUUUUUGGUUUGGUUGAUGAAUCGGCUCAUUCUUUCGGUUAUCUUGGCUUACAGUCAGUCACCACCGUCACUGCAGUCUUGAAAGCUAGCGCGCUUUGAUGUCUAGAGUCACUCACACGGCACGACGGGAACCGACCGGCGAAGCCAAAGCUAAUUCCGCCGAGACUUCGCAUUGAUCUCCCGGGAUAACUUCUCCUUUAGCCACGCUGCCUCAAUCCUCCACUGUGGUUACAGUCGGCUAUUCUUGGAGUUGAGUUUAUCAUCUCGAAUCUGUUUAUUUAUUUUCAUCCGAGAACCACCCGCAAUGGGUCGCACGUUACCAAACCCCGUGCCUUGUAAAGUCUGCGGAGAUAAGAGUUACGGCAAACACUACGGCGUGUAUUGCUGCGAUGGUUGUAGCUGCUUCUUCAAGCGGAGUAUACGACGCAACAUGCGGUAUACCUGCAUCGGCAAGGGAAACUGUCUGGUGGACAAGGCGCGCAGAAACUGGUGCCCCUAUUGCCGACUUAAGAAAUGCUUCGCCGUCAACAUGAACAAGAAUGCGGUGCAAGAGGAGCGGGGACCCAGAAAGAAAAAGCCACAACCCAAGCCGGAUGCAGGUGGAUCCACCAGCGACUUAUGUUGUCAGGGUGCGGGCAGCGUCAGCCACUCCCGUGCGCUAGCCGCAGCGGCAGCCAAGUCCAACCCUAAGCCGUCCUUUCGACCUUUCCAACCAUGGACCAGCAAAUCGGCGGGCUGGCGGGAGCAUUCGGCGGCCGUGGCUACCGCCGCUGCCGCCCAUGCUGCCGGCGGGUCGGGCAGCGCAUUCCGUGUGGUGGCGGUAAGGAGUGGGCUGUUUCCCGGCGGGGUUCCACCUCACCUGUCGCCCACCCUACCGUUCGACGGAGCUGCCGACAGGGUGUUAGUGCCAACUUUACCGUCACAGUUUGCCGGGUUGAGGAUGGAGGACAGAGCAGCUCUUCUGGCCAAGCGGUCCUCGGAUCGGCCCCCGUUUCCCUGGGCAAAUCGACCGGCUGGUACGGCUCCUAUCCUUACCAUUCCCGCUCCACCUUCACCCAGUACAUCCAUCGAGGAGAUAGCAACGCAUAUCCUUGUCCAUGCCGUACGCACGUCCCGCUCCGUACAGCCCUUCCAGGCCCUCGACACGUGGGACCAGAUCUCUGUGUUGCAGGAUUGUUGGAACGAGCUGUUUCUCCUACACGCCGCCUACUGGCCAGGGGUGGAUUUCUGUGCCCUGCUUAGUCAUUCCAACCUCCGAUCGGAGAGUGCAGGAGGUGGGCUACCCAGCACCUCAAACGACUCUUCGGUGACCAUACGACAGAGGAAUGAAAUCAUCGACGAUAUUCAGGAGAUAACGGUCCGGCUCAGAACCUUGAAUCUAAGCUCCUACGAGUUCGCCUCCUUGGAAGCCAUCGUCCUCUUCAAGCCGGAUACCACAAAGACACUACGCGAGAAGAGCAAAGUGGAGUUUUUCCGCGACCAGGCGCAGGUCGUUCUCGCGCAGUACGAGAACGUGGUGCACCCCGAGAGUCCGGCGAGAUUUGGCAAGCUGCUGCUGACGAUGCCGUCCCUCAAGCGUGUGACGGGGGAGGACCUUGAGGAGCUGUUCUUCCGUCGGACUCUGGGAAACGUCCAGAUUGACAAGAUCUUGGACCGUGUUUAGAUCUCGGGGUCUCCU